Molecule: messenger RNA, 2144 nt
Organism: Contarinia nasturtii (swede midge)
Lineage: Eukaryota; Metazoa; Arthropoda; Insecta; Diptera; Cecidomyiidae
Product: senecionine N-oxygenase-like
Exons: 5
Coding region: 11-1354 (447 amino acids)
Molecular function (GO): flavin adenine dinucleotide binding; NADP binding; N,N-dimethylaniline monooxygenase activity
Source: RefSeq, a predicted model, not a curated record
ACCAAGAAAAAUGAAUGUGAUAUCGAGAGAUAAGUGUAUCAUAUUUAUAUUGAUACUUGAAAUUCUGAGCAUAAAUGCGUUGCCAUCAUCAUCCAAAGCGUUGAAUAUAGCAGUUAUUGGAGCCGGAGCAGCAGGCCUUGCGAGUGCAAAAAAUGCUCUGGAACAAGGACACAAUGUAGUGAUCUACGAAAAGACCAAAGCCCUAGGUGGAAUAUGGUGGUAUACAGAUGAAACCGGAAAAGACGAGUACGGUAUUAACAUUCACACUGCAAUGUAUCAAGGACUGAGAACAAAUUUACCAUACCAAACAAUGGAAUAUCCAGGACAUAAAUAUCCAAAUAACACGCGAUCAUUUCCACCACAUGAGGUGGUAUUGAAAUAUCUCAACUCUUAUGCGGAACGUUUUGAUUUGAAGAGACUUAUAAAAUUCCAUCAUAUCGUUGACAAAAUUCAUUCACUUCAAAAUGACCGAUGGAUGAUAGUUGUUAAAGAUUUGCCUAACAAUAAGACCGUAUCGGCGAUUUAUGAUGCGGUUUUCGUUUGCAUUAAUAGGUUUUCUUCACCAAAUUAUCCGCAAUUUGAAGGCGCCGAUUUUUUCAAAGGCAAAAUUAUGCACAGCCAUGAUUACCGUAGAGCUGAAGAUUUUCGGGAUGAAAAUGUUUUAGUCAUUGGAAGUGGUAAUAGUGGAAUGGAUAUUGUACUGCAACUUUCAAAGACUGCCAAUCGAGUAACUUGGAGUAGACGUAAGCCCAAAGAACCAACAGAAGAAGAACGAAGGGUAUAUGGAGAUACAGUUACAUUUAAAAACGAUGUGGAACGUUUAAUAUCAAAUGGAGUUGAGUUUAUGGAUGGCACACAUCAAAAUUUUACAGUGAUUAUAUGCGCAACAGGUUACAGAUUUACGUAUCCGAUGUUGGACGUUGACACAGGCAUUCAAAUUGAUGACAAUUUCGUGCAACCUCUCUAUAAGCAAACUCUGAACAUAAAUCAUCCGACAAUGGCUUUCAUUGGUAUGACUGGGACGAACUUUAUAUUCGAUUUACAGGUACGUUUUGCUCUGAAAUUCAUCUCUGGAACAAAGAAACUACCAUCAAAGUCAGAAAUGUUGAAAGAUUUGCAAGAUUUUGUUGAAGAUCGACAGAAGAAGGGCAUUCCAAAAAGUAGAUAUUAUCAUAUAGGUCUACUAGAUAAGGAAUACUAUGAGAAAGUUGCCCAGACAGCAGAUAUUACCAAAAUUCCGGAUGUUUACCUGGCCAUAUGUAAAGAUUUAUUUCAAAGUGAUCCAUUUAGAUAUCGUGAAUAUAAAUACACAAUAAUUGAUGAUAAAACAUUUAAAAAAGAAAGAGAAGUGUGAUACGAUUCAUGGAAGAUUAGACCAAAUUCAAAAAUAGAUGAAAAUUGCGAACGGUGCAAUCAAAGUUCUUAGUUUUUAGUGUGAUAAAUUUUUUAAUGACGGAAACUCUUAUCAAUAUUGAUUGUGUGCGCUAAUCUAAUUUAAAAAAAGAACUCUUGAAUUGUGUGAUAUUGUUGUAUUAAUUAUAAAAGCAAUAGAUAAUUCAAGAUAAUUAGAUUUAAAAAAAUGCAAUGAUCAGCAGAUGGCAACGUGAUAAACAAACAUUUUCGCAAAAAAAAAUUCGGAAUAUCCCAAACAAAAUAUAUGUGAAACCCGUUUACUUGCUCGAAUAUGCGUUGAAUUCAUCUUUUAAUAAUAUUAUUAAGGUUUUUUUUUGUUCAUGCAGAAUAUCAUCAUUCUAAUGACCUAACUCAUGUAUGAAUUCUUAAGAAAUACUUCUUAUAGAAAAUGUGUGUUUUAACAUGCGCAAUAUUUGAGUAGUGUAAUUAUAAUUUUCCAUAUCAAUAGAAAUAUCGAAAGUAUGUGAUAUCGUUUCAGGUAAUAUUUUGAUGAAGUUGCUUCUGAAACCGAACGCUUUAAAAAUUUAAGAAACUAAAAAGUGUGUAGUUGAAUCAAGGGGCUUAUGACAUAUGUGAAUCGCAAGAGUCUCAUGUAAAUUAUCUGAGUCUGUAUGUGAUUUUCGAGUCGGUAGCUUCAUGGAACGCAGAAACAAUAAAACGCAGGAAACCAAAAAUGCAGAAAAAACGCAUUAAAAUGUUUUUCUGUGUAUUUUUUUUAGUUUUUCUGUGUA